Messenger RNA from Brugia malayi, 459 nucleotides. RefSeq lists its product as uncharacterized. The transcript is spliced from 2 exons. NCBI's taxonomy places the organism in Eukaryota, Metazoa, Nematoda, Chromadorea, Rhabditida, Onchocercidae. The record is from RefSeq and is a predicted model, not a curated record. The coding region runs from base 1 to 459 and encodes 152 amino acids.
AUGGGAAUGAAGACUUUUGAUGGCACCCUUACUGCAUGGCCAUUAUUCUGGGAUUGGUUCCGAACCGCCGUACAUGAUCAACCAAUCCUUCCGCUAAAUAAAUUAACGUACCUUCGGGGCUGUCUUGUGGGAGCAGCAGCCUCAAUCAUAGAACCUCAUGCGCUACGCACCCAGAAUUAUGAAGUAGUUAUCACAGCACUAAAAAAGCAUACGAACGGCCAGCAGCAAUUAAACAAGCCUUAUACAGACAAUUGGAAAGAUUACCUAGGGCGAAAGAAGAAAAUAGAAUACGAGAAAUCAGAAUGGACAGUACCCAUCUUAAGAGAACGCCUAGCAACCUUUGUUAUUGCUGAAGAAAAUGUGGCAAAUAUAUUAGGCUAUGCCUCAAAAGAACCAUACAGUCCGCAUUGGGACACAGUGGAUGACAUCAACGCUAACAGCAAUCAACACGAAACAUAA